AUGGCUGGCUUCGCCAAGAAGGCGCCGUUCGAUCUCGGAUCUAGUCCCGGCAAGUCAGCAAAACCCAGCAAGAGACUUCCCGCUGAACUAUGGGAAACGAAGCGCCCAAUCAUCACUCGACUGUACCAGGAAGAAAACAAGUCGUUGAAGGAGGUCAUGGAAAUCAUGCAACGCAAGCACCAUUUUGUCGCCACAGUCAAGAUGUACAAGUCGAGGAUAUGGAAAUGGGGCCUUGAUAAGAAGCUCAAGGGCGACGAGGUCCUGGCUAUCAUGCUUCUCAAGCAGGAUCGAGACGUACUGAAGAAACCGACGGAAUUCAGGAUACGAGGUCAGCUUGUGGAUUUGGAGAACAUUGGCCGGUAUCUGAAGCGCAACCCGUCGGUCAUGGCAAAGUUCAAGGCAGGACAGAUUCCCAGUGCGCAGACUGCCCUCGAGGUGACUUGUCGGACUCCUUCGCCGCCCCCGAGCCCGUCAAGAGUAUUGGCACCGACGACGGAGAUGCAGAGUACCGAGCAAGUGCUGUGCUUGUUCCGGGAUUAUAUUGAUGGGUCCUUCUCCUCCGGAGCCUGGCUGUGCGAGUUCGACGUAGACUGUUCGAAUGGUCGGUUCGACCAGGGAGACCGCAGCAACGAUUUGUUCGAGAGGGUCAUUGCAAGCUUUGCUCUGGUGAACCGCUGCAUGAUGACAGGUGACCAGAUCGACCUCAAUGAUAUUCUUGGCCCGGCCUUUGAAUCGCUCAAGGAAAUAGUCGCGGCCGAGAGCCCGAGUUUUGUGGCUCGGACGGUUUGCUUGCUCUGGUACCUGGACCGACACCACAAGCAUGACCUCCUGAGGCUGGUCCUCGACUAUCUCACCGGGCUCGUUCCAAUCGUCUUGGGGCCCCAUCACAGCCUUGCUCAGAUUUGGCGGAGAUUGGGCUCGAGCAACUUUUCGGAUUAUUACGAGCUUUCCAUGCGGCUAUACGCACUGCUGAUUCCGGAUAUCGAGGAACGCGCAGGGUCAGCCAGCUACCUGACGCACCUACUUUACAGCGACUACCUGGACUGUAUGUUCGCCCGCAAAGACGCCGAAGAUUGUGAGGCGAUGCUUAGAAGCCACCUCGCGCGUGCUGAGGCCUCGGGGCAAACGCAACCCUGGCUGGAUGAUAUGGCUCUUUCACACGCAGGCUUGCUUGCAGCUUGCAAGGAGAAUCAAGGGAGGCUGGACGAGGCAGUGGAGGUGCUGACGAUGCACAUGAAUGCGUACAACAUGACGGAGGAGCAGGAAGCGGCUGUCAACCUGGAAAUCGGGGUGAAGUAUUACCGGAUGAGCAACAUACCGGCAGCAAUAGCAUCUUUCAAGUCGGCGGCUCGUAUCGCCCUGACUUCGGACGCAGACGAACGGAUCUCAAUGACGGCAUUGGCGAACUUGGAGAAUCUCCUGCAGCAGACGAACAAGAUGACCGAAGCAGACCGGGUCCAUCAAUACCGACUGCAGCGGCUUUCGGCGUUUGCGGAACAGUCAGUCUCGAUAUCGAAGGGCUUGUGUGACAUGGACGGCGACGACAACAGCGAUGGAACUGGCGAUACAGAAAAUCUGCCAGAUUGGCUAUGGGACUGCGACUACCGUGAAGAAAGCAGCCCAGGAUGGUCCGAAAUGCCACAUUUCGACUGGGCUGAGAAGGCAUCCACUGCCUCGUACACUUGGGCUCCUGGUAGCGUUCUUGAGACGGAAUGGACGAAUACGUCUCAGCCAGUGUCGCCCAUCAUCACGCUCUCAACAGAACACUCGCCUUUCUUGAAGGACAUGAUCGCCGAUCCCAGAGUUGAGUACCUGUACAGAGACGACGGAGGGUUUUCGGUAGACGUCGUUGGUGUGCCGGACAUGGUGUGA
Messenger RNA from Colletotrichum graminicola M1.001, 1872 nucleotides. RefSeq lists its product as uncharacterized. The transcript is spliced from 2 exons. NCBI's taxonomy places the organism in Eukaryota, Fungi, Ascomycota, Sordariomycetes, Glomerellales, Glomerellaceae. Bases 1 to 1872 code for a protein of 623 amino acids. The record is from RefSeq and is a predicted model, not a curated record. Gene Ontology annotation, molecular function: protein binding.